Messenger RNA from Eimeria necatrix, 621 nucleotides. RefSeq lists its product as hypothetical. Gene Ontology annotation, biological process: proteolysis. The coding region runs from base 1 to 621 and encodes 206 amino acids. Gene Ontology annotation, molecular function: metallocarboxypeptidase activity; zinc ion binding. The transcript is spliced from 4 exons. NCBI's taxonomy places the organism in Eukaryota, Apicomplexa, Conoidasida, Eucoccidiorida, Eimeriidae. The record is from RefSeq and is a predicted model, not a curated record.
AUGUUAUGUGGGGCGGACUCUGCCCGGGCCACGGGGUGGGGUCUUGGGGGCCCCGGGGGGCCCCCAGGGUCCCCGGGGGGCCCCCCAGGACCUGUGGGGCCCCUCAAGGAACUUGUGGACUUGGGAUUAGUUUCUGCGGAGUUUGCCAAGUCCCCUUAUGUGCAGCAGCGGCUGCUGCCGCUGCUGCAGCAGCAGCAGCAGCCGCUGCUGCUGCUGCAGCGGGGGUCCAUGAUGGGCGGCUACCCCACAGGGGAGGAAGCAGCGCUGCUGCUGCAUGCGCUGCUGCAGCAGCACGGGCCCACCCUGAUAGAAAGGCAUAUCAUUGGCCGGAGCGUCGAGGGCAGGCCCAUCCACGCCUACAGAGUAGGAGGAAUCCUCAGGCAGCAGCAGCUGCAGCAGCAGCAGCAGCAGCAGCAGCAGCAGCAGCAGCAGCAGCAAGAACCGUUUCCUGCUGUGCUGCUGACGGGGCUGCAUCACUCUCGGGAGCCUUUAAGUAUGGUCUUUUGCAUCUUCGCAAUAGCGCGGCUACUGGAAGACUUUGCUGCUGGGGACCCUUCUGCUGUUUAUUUGCUGCUCGCGAGGGAGUGGUGGGUCGUGCCCAUCUUAAACCCUGACGGGUAA